Molecule: messenger RNA, 1669 nt
Organism: Caenorhabditis sp. 36 PRJEB53466
Lineage: Eukaryota; Metazoa; Nematoda; Chromadorea; Rhabditida; Rhabditidae
Source: the annotation of a GenBank genome assembly
AUGUCUUCUGAUCCAUCGACGUCUUCUUCUUCUUCUUCUUCCGCAUCUGAAACCGUUCCGAAUUCCACGUGCAAAGUGUGCGAGCUGCCGGCUCAUGGAGUCCACUUUGGAGUGCAGAGCUGUCGGGCGUGUGCCGCCUUCUUCAGGUUACUCUAACUCGAAUACAGAUUUUAAUCAAAGCGUUUGCAGAAGGACAAUAGUGAUGGCUCGAACCAAAAAGUACAAGUGCAGAGGGGGCCACAACACUUGCUCUGUGAGCACAAACGAGAGGUUUGCUCUUUUUGCAAGAUCUGACACGUGUGUUUUUUUUCAGAUAUCACUGCAGAUUAUGCCGCUACAAUAAGUGUGUCUUACUCGGAAUGACCUCAGAAAGUGAGUGCUAUCACGUGUGAUAAGAGGGCGUAAACCAAUUUAGAUGUCCAAUGGAAUCGCGACUCUUUCCCAGCCGUCAGGAAGAGAAAGAAUAAUAAGAAGGGGGAGGAGGAAGAAGACGGAGAAGGAGAAGAAGAAGAAGAAGAAGAAGAAGAAGAAGAAGAAGAAGAGGAAGAGCACAAAGUGCCUGCAAAAGUGAGCACAUGACUAUGGAGAGAGCAGUUUUGAAUGAAGUGAGAAUUCAGAGACCACGUUGGGAUCCUACGAACUUGAUGAUUACAAAACCGAAAAGAGUUGUGGAUGUGACGUUGUUGGCCACCAAGAUUCAGAAGAUUCUUAAUGAUGUAUGUAGUGUGAGAGACAUUUCGCAACCGAAUGCUUUAGAAAAAGAUGUGUGAAGAUCCGAAACUGAAAAAGAUGAACAAUUUGGAGAAGCUGGAUCACGCGCUGAACGAGUGGAGAGCACAGCAAAGGCCCGAAGAGGAAAUGAAGGUUUUCCACGAUUACACAUCACCUUAAAUUCAUUCUCUUCCAGGAAAUUACUGACUUAUCAGUCAAAGAUUUGUUCACGAUUUUCGAGGAUCAAAUGCUCGUCGUCGCCACGUGGCUCGCCCAUUCUCCCCAUUUCAAACAGCUCGAGCCAGUCGAUAGGUUCCAAGUGUUUAAAGUGAUUUGGAAUGUGUGGAGACGUUUCGAGAGGGUCGAAAUGUCGGUGAAACUGUUUGGAAAGAGUACGAGCGGUGUGAGAGUAAGCGAAAGAAUACGAUUAAUGUCAAGUUUCAAUGUUUCAGAAGUUUGCAAUAUCUGAGAAGCACUACGUAACUCCUCAGUUCAUGGUCGACUUCUCAAAGAUCUCCGAUCUUCCGACGGCGUUCAUCGGCGGAAUAUUUCGGGAUUCAAUGAGAAAAAUGUUCAAAUUGGUGGCUGUUCCGUUGUUGAGAAUGGAGCCAACAUCUAUCGAGACGACUUAUAUGUUGAGCCAACUGACGUGGCAAAUGGCAGGUAUGCACGUUUGAUAAUAUAUACUCGAUAAUAUCAUGCGGUUUCAGGUCAAGCACUCCAGGGAAACGUGAUGGAAAUGGCGGAAAAAGUGCAGGAGGAGCUGGCCGACGACCUUCACCACCAUUAUUUGAAAAUAAAACGACGCUCGAACUACGCGAGCCGGCUCGUUCAACUGAUGAGCAUUGUGAACUCGGUCAAGAAAAUACAUAUGGAGAGGAAAAUGACGAUGGAGUUGGCGAACGUGUUCGAUGUUUUCAAUGUUGAACUGUCUGACCCUGAAAUUUAUGAUUCGUGA